AUGGAACCAGGGAGUGCAGAGGCGUCUGCCCAUGGAGUGGCAGAUGGCCAUGUCCCUCCCCAUCAAUUCGUCGCAAACACAGGCUAUAUCAACACCUCAAACGACCCCGCAACUGAUCCCGUAUCAGAAGAAAACGGCGAGGAAAACGACGAGGAGGAAUACUAUGAUGACAUUUUCAGCGACGACAAUGAAGAAGAACUGCUCGAGGACAGUCUGGGUGCCGCAAACCCCAAUGAUUUCACCAAAUCGUACAACCGCCAGCGUCGGCUCAACGAAGCCAUCGCCGACUCUAAUGCGCCCAAGUCGUCUUACCCAAAGACGAACCCUCAGCGACCAAAGGCAAACGUUAGCGCCGCAGUCGAUGAUCAAAUUGAAUCUCUGUCAAAACAUGCCACUAAGAUCAGGCUGGAUGACUCCCAAUCGGGGCUCCGAGGAAAGGAUGCUAGGGUAGUGGACAAGAGCGACCGUGCCACCUCGGAACAGGUGCUCGACCCGCGAACAAGGAUGAUUCUUUUGCAGAUGAUAAAUAGGAAUGUGGUGUCUGAGAUUAACGGAUGUUUGUCGACUGGAAAAGAAGCAAAUGUCUACCAUGCCGUCACACUGCGGGAUACUGAUGAAGGUGACGUUGAAACCAUCCAUCGGGCUAUCAAGGUCUACAAGACUAGUAUCCUGGUCUUCAAAGAUCGAGACAAGUACGUCACCGGUGAAUUCCGCUUCCGCAAGGGCUACAACAAGAGCAACAACCGCGCCAUGGUCAAGGUGUGGGCAGAGAAAGAGAUGCGGAACCUACGACGCAUUCACUCUUCAGGCAUUCCCAGCCCGGAACCUCUCUAUCUCAAACUUCACGUUCUUGCCAUGGGAUUUAUUGGCAAUUCACGAGGUAUUCCAGCCCCGCGGCUAAAGGAUGUUACUCUCGACGUUCCGGACCCUGAGUCUCGCUGGCAGGAAUUAUACAUGGAGUUGAUCGGCUACAUGCGUACCAUGUAUCAGACUUGCCGACUAGUGCACGCCGAUUUGAGUGAAUACAAUAUACUAUACCACAAAGACAAACUCUACAUCAUUGAUGUCAGUCAAAGUGUGGAACACGACCAUCCUCGCAGUUUGGAAUUCCUCCGAAUGGACAUCAAAAACGUCAGCGACUUUUUCAGUCGCAAGGGAGUCAACACUUUAUCUGAACGUAUCAUUUUCGAAUUUAUCAUCAGCGCCCAAGGGCCUGACUUUGUUGAUGGCAACAAGGAAGCCAUGACAGCAGCCAUCGAGAAACUGUAUGACAUUAAAAACCAACCAGGAGGUGCUCCAGACGGCGACGAAGUCGACACUGCCGUUUUCCGUCAGCAGUAUAUCCCCCAGACACUUGAGCAGGUGUAUGACGUGGAACGGGACGCAGAAAAAGUCAAAUUCGGCGAAGGCGCCGACCUUGUCUACCGGGACUUGCUUGCUGAUAGACCGAACCCCUUACGAUCCAAAAAAGGAGCUGAACACCCAGUCACUGGAGCGGAAGCUGAUGAUGAAGACGAUUCUGAUCAGAGUGGCGGCGUUUCAUUACUCGACGGGUCUGGGUCAGAGGGAACAGACGACGAAGCUAGAUUCGCAAAAGGGACGCCGCGUGGCAAGAAACACGAAGACAAGGAGGAAAAGCGUCAACACAAGCAAAAGGUAAAAGAGGAGAAGAGGGAACAAAGAACGAAGAAAAUUCCAAAGCAUGUUAAGAAAAAGCUGGUAAGCUCUACAAAGCGGAAAUAA
This is a messenger RNA of Talaromyces rugulosus, 1743 nucleotides long. RefSeq lists its product as uncharacterized. The record is from RefSeq and is a predicted model, not a curated record. Gene Ontology annotation, cellular component: preribosome, small subunit precursor; cytosol. The transcript has a single exon. Bases 1 to 1743 code for a protein of 580 amino acids. Gene Ontology annotation, molecular function: ATP binding; protein serine/threonine kinase activity. NCBI's taxonomy places the organism in Eukaryota, Fungi, Ascomycota, Eurotiomycetes, Eurotiales, Trichocomaceae. Gene Ontology annotation, biological process: maturation of SSU-rRNA.